This is a messenger RNA of Westerdykella ornata, 651 nucleotides long. RefSeq names its product class I glutamine amidotransferase-like protein. The coding region runs from base 1 to 651 and encodes 216 amino acids. The transcript has 2 exons. NCBI's taxonomy places the organism in Eukaryota, Fungi, Ascomycota, Dothideomycetes, Pleosporales, Sporormiaceae. The record is from RefSeq and is a predicted model, not a curated record.
AUGCGCCCCUUUCGCAUUGGCGUACUCAUCGUCCCACCCAUCCAAUUCCUCGAUGCCGGCCCUGUCGACCUCUUCGCCAUGCUCAGCCAAUCCUACUUCGAGGGCGCCAGGCAGCCUCCAGCGCUUGUCGCCCAAGCUAUCCCCGACAAGGACCUCCAUAUCACGUGGAUCUCUCACAACGGGGCGAACAGCACGUCGCCUACCUCGGCUGGAGUAAGAUUCCUAAUCGACGCCGGCCUUGACGACCCUCGGGUCGCCCCAGGCAGCCUGGAUCUCUUGUUUAUCCCGGGACCCCCGCCGGGCCUACGACCACCGGAGUCUGUCCUGCAGUUUGUGAGGGAUCAUGUAGCAAAGGGGACAGAGCUGUUCACAGUGUGCUCUGGAGUCUUCGUCGCCGGUUACGCGGGAGUCCUAGACGGAAAGCGCGCAACUGGGACGAGAGGAGUUAUGGAUAUCCUCCAGACGGAAUUUCCGAAGGUGCACUGGGUGGACAAGCGGUAUACGAAUGACGGCAAGAUUUACACUUCUGGUGGGAUUACAAAUGGCAUGGACGCUGCGGGAGUCUACCUGCGCAGGAAGUUCCCUAAAUUAGCGGACACGGUGUUGACGCUGGCGGAUGUUGAUGUGCGCGGUCCCGAAUAUCAUAGCUAG